Messenger RNA from Lutra lutra (Eurasian river otter), 5598 nucleotides. It is a transcript of the gene GORASP1, whose product is annotated as golgi reassembly stacking protein 1. The coding region runs from base 2296 to 3696 and encodes 466 amino acids. Gene Ontology annotation, molecular function: protein binding. The record is from RefSeq and is a predicted model, not a curated record. Gene Ontology annotation, biological process: Golgi organization. The transcript is spliced from 9 exons. Lineage: Eukaryota; Metazoa; Chordata; Mammalia; Carnivora; Mustelidae. Gene Ontology annotation, cellular component: Golgi apparatus.
GGCUGAGUGGAGAGGUUAAGAGAUUGGAGGUCUUCCAUCCACAAAAACAGGUAUUUUUGAGCACAUUCUGGGUACCAGAGAUAAAGCAGUGGACAGAACAGACACCGUCCCUCUUCUCAUGGAGCUUAUCCUUCAUUGCUGGCACAGAGAGGAGGGAGACAGACGAAACAAAUAUGAUAGGCGGUGAGCAGUGCGAGGAGAAGAAAGUAGAGGAAGAGCAUACAGAGGAUGAGUGGGCGCUGUUUUGGUUAGAGGGGUCAGGAAGACACCUGGGAGGGAAGGAGUGGACAUUACAGAUACUUAGAAGAAGAGCAUUCUGGGAUGGUUGGGUUGAUAAAGCAGGAGAUGAGGCUGGUGUCCAGAGAUGGGGUGGCCCAUGUGAGGAGGACAAGUGCUAAAGGAGGAGACCAGACUAUGCAGGGCCUGUCGUGUCCUGAAGAUCAGGAUUUUCUCCUGCCCCGUAGAACGGGGGACGUUUUCCGUGGAAGUGUGACCUUACCUACUUACAUUUUUUAAAAACUGAAGAACACGUCUGUUGUCUUCUGUAAAUACUGGUGUUCUUACUAUGCACCAGGCACGUUGGAGAAGUCCCUGCCCUCAGUGAGAUUAGAGGCCUGGAGGGUCCCCCAGGAAAUGGUUGUUACCUGUCCAGGCUCUGGGUUGGACUUCCUGGAGUCAGAUUUCUGAAUAAUGGAGUGCUUUUCCUCCUGGGGAAGUCAGUGCUAGUAAAAGAGUUAAACACAAGGUAGGGCAGGUGGCGUAGUCCCUUGGCACAGAGCCAGUCCUCAGCAAGUGUCAGCUGCUGUCCCUUUAAUUACAUUAGAUUCCCUGUUGGGGAACACAGUGAAAGGUGGUUCACCAGCAAGCAUCGAGGGGCUGCGAGGUGGAGGGUGUUGGGAGCCCCCAAAGGAGAGCCGGACAGGGGACAGCGCUUAUGGCGGGAGCGGGGAUGUAGUGGCAAGCCACGCAGAUUAGCUCUGCUCCAGAGCCCUAGAGGGUGAUUGCAAGGUGGGGGGCAAGGACAGGGGAGUACAGCCAAAAGACAAGAUCACAGCAGAGGGUGGCGAGAGGGCCUGGGGAUUGGAGGCCUGAGCUUCUGGACCUCAGUAAUGCUGGAGUGACAAGGAGUAACUGAGGAGGGGAGCGGUCUGGCAGCUGGGUGGCACUGGCCUCAGGAGCAGGGGGAGGCAAGAGUGGCAUGGAUGAGGUCCUGAGCUGGGAAGGAGGACUACCUCCGCAUUAGCUGUCCCUGAGUAACUGUCCAGUGGCUUUCAAAAGACACCUUGUCCCAGCUUUCCCGUGGCGGGAGAGGGGCAGGGCUCAGAGCUCCCCUGUUGCAGGCCAGCUGGGACUGGAGUUGGUUUCUGGGCUCACUGUCAUAGGAAGCCAUGGCAAGCUCCUGGGGAUGGCAAGCAGGGCCUCAGUGGGUGGUGACCCAGCUAGAAGGACGUUCUAAUUCCAGGGGUGAAUUACCCUGGAUCCCAAGGCGUGGGGUGAGCUCUCCUUCAGUUUGGGGAAUCCAAGACUAUAGGGGCUGGUGGGUGGCGGAAGCCCCAGGGCCUUCCCAUGGUGGAUGCAUCCGGAACCUGAAGCCACAUGAGCCCUGUGUCCUCUGGGCUGAUCCCUGGCCAGCGGGACUUCAAGUGCUCACAGCCAAAGGCCUGAGGGUGUGGGGCCCACUGCAGGGUCCAGCCCUGGGGAUAAAGGCUGCAUUGUUUGAGCAAAACUCUGUAAAUGAGGCCUUUGAGAUGGAUUUUUACCCCAGCUGGGAGGCCUGGUUGCUGUGUUUUUGGAGACAGCAGUGAGUUCCAGAAUACAGGGCUGGAGGCCCCCUUGGGCUCGGAGUGGCUCCCGGGAGGAGGAGCCAUUCCACACAGAAGGGGAGACUAGGCUGUGAGGCUGGGAUUCAUCCCUGCUUCUGGGACUCCCUCUUACAGGACUCCCAGCUCAGGCACGUCCCCUGUCCCUUGGGUCUUCUUCCCUCAGCUGCACUCCUCAGUAGGUCCCACACCUGCCCAGCUGAGCUCGGAUCUGUCACCACAAGGUCUGCGCUCUGGGAUCUGGCCACAGGCUGCCCACCCUCUCUGUCUUUCUGAGCACAGCCCUGGUACCAUCUAUUCUGGGGCCCUCCCUUCCUGUCCACAUCUAAACCUUUCUGGUAAACCUGCCGGCUUCCCAGUGGCCCGAGCUUCCCCACAGGCCUGUGGUGCCCUGUGUCUGUGUGGCCUCCUAGAAGCUCCCAGGGCUACCCUGGGCUCUCCUGUGAGGCAUCUCUGCAAGUAUAAUGAGUGGGUCAUGACCCAACAAGAGCCAUUUCCCAAAGAGAACAAUCUUGCCCAGGUGCAGGAGAACUCCCCAGCCCAGCAGGCAGGCCUGGAACCCUACUUUGAUUUCAUCAUCACCAUCGGGCACUCGAGGCUGAACAAGGAGAAUGACACGCUGAAGGCCCUGCUGAAGGCCAAUGUGGAGAAGCCCGUGAAGCUGGAGGUGUUCAACAUGAAGACCAUGAAGGUGCGCGAGGUGGAGGUGGUGCCCAGCAACAUGUGGGGUGGCCAGGGCCUGCUGGGGGCCAGCGUGCGCUUCUGCAGCUUCCGCAGGGCCAGCGAGCAUGUGUGGCACGUGCUGGACGUGGAACCCUCUUCACCUGCCUCCCUUGCUGGCCUGCGCCCAUACACAGACUAUGUGGUUGGCUCAGACCAGAUCCUCCAGGAGUCCGAGGACUUCUUUACGCUCAUCGAGUCCCACGAGGGGAAGCCCCUGAAGCUGAUGGUUUACAACUCCGAGUCCGACUCCUGCCGGGAGGUGACCGUAACUCCCAACGCAGCCUGGGGUGGAGAGGGCAGUCUGGGGUGUGGUAUUGGCUACGGGUAUCUGCACCGGAUCCCAACCCAGCCUCCCAGCCACCACAAGAAGCCACCUGACGCCCCGCCACCUGACGCCCCGCCACCUGACGCCCCGCCACCUGAUGUCUCGCCAUCUGGUGCCCUGCCACCUGGUGCCCCGCCACCUGACGCCCCGCCACCUGACGCCCCGUCUCCUGACGCCCCGCCUCCUGAUGCCCUGCCACCUGGACCCACCCCUCAGGACUCUCCUGCCUCUUCAGGCCUGGAGACAGGCUCCAGGCAGGAUGACUACAUGGAGGCCCUGCUGCAGGCACCCGGCUCCUUCGUGGAGGGACAGUUUUCUGAGCCUGGGAGUCCCAGCUGUGGUGCUCCAGACCUUGGGGGAUUUCCACAUCCCAUGGAGACCCCUCUUCAACCUCCACCUCCAGUGCAGCGUGUCAUGGACCCAGGCUUCCUGGAUGUGUCAGGUAUCUCCCUCUUGGACAGCAGCAAUGCCAGUGUCUGGCACGGCCUGCCCUCUGCCACAGAGCUGACAUCCAUGGGUCUCUCAGCCUCUGGCCCUGAGGACGUCUCCAGCAGCGGUUCUCACGAGCGUGGUGGUGAGGCCACAUGGUCCGGAUCAGAGUUUGAGGUCUCCUUCCCGGAGAGCCCAGGCACCCAGGCACAACCAGACCACCUGCCUCAGCUAACUCUUCCCGACAGCCUCAUCUCGGCAGCCUCACCGGAAGACGGCCUGUCUGCUGAGCUCCUCGAAGCGCAGGCUGAGGACGAGCCGGCAAGCACAGAGAGCCCAGAGUUCGGGGCGGAGGCUGAGGGGGCAGGCGGCCAGGCCCUGCUCUCCAUCCCUGAAUAACGCCCUAGGCUGUGUCCAGGUCCCUGAUGGCAUUUCAUGAGGCUGAGAUGGGGGGAAGCCGCUUAGGCCGCACUAUACAGCUCAGUCCCUUGCCUGAUCCCGGCCCAGUAUGUGCAGCUUCCUAGGCAGUGGCUCCCGGUUGUGCAGGGACUUCUGCAGUCCGGGAGCUCAUGUGUGCCCAUAGCCCCUGCUGGUGUCCAAGAGAUGACCUUCCAGCAUUGAUUCUGCCUGGUGGUCCUGGCUUUGGGGAGUUGGGCACUUGUUUGAGAGUCUCAGACAAGUCCUUUUGGGGUGGUGGGGAGCUGGGAGCAGCACCCAGAUUAAGUUUUGCAGGAGCUGGGGUAGGAGAGGAAAAGGACUACUCUGCUGCUUGGGUGGGGCAGAGAGCCUCCGUGGGUAGGAAGAGGAGACCAUCGGCAAGAGCAUCUUUAGGCCACGUUGUACCCUUACGUCCAGUGCUUGCUCCUGCUCUGGUCACUAUGGCUGCCCAGGCAGCAGCAGGGUCCACACAGGGUCAGGUGUGAAGGAGGAAGGAGGAUUGAAGGGUGGAGUGAAGGAGGAAGGGAUAGGUCUGGAGUAUUUGCCUACAACUUGCUAGGGCUUGCCUUGAUUCUUCUUGUACAGCUCAGCUAGCCCCGUGUGUACUAGAAGGCAGCCCCACGUCUUGGGGACCCCUGAGGCCCCAGUUACCUUCUCUUCUAGAAGUCUUGUAUCAUCUUUGCUACACUGCAUAGCUGGCUCAGGCUGAUUGACAUCUGCCAGUCACAGCUGGAGGAGAGAAGCAGUGAACUUGUCCCUCUCUCCUGGGGGAGGAGGGAAAUUCUAGCCCCGUCAGCAGAGACUCACUUGUUCUUGGACCAUGAUGUCUCUUCUUCCCCAGGGCCUACACCCCACAGACCCAGUAUCCCUAGUGGUGACUCCUGUCAGCUCCCAUACUUAUACAACCAUCUCUUCUAAAUAUACAAGGCAUCCAGGCUGCCCUAGUAGAAUACAGAUUGCAAAUUUAAAUUCACCGACCUAAGCAGACUCAAAGCCAGUCCUGACUGGACUUCUUGAACACAGCUCCCACCCUAAGCGAGAAUGAGGGGCCUGGACAACAGUGGGUAAAGGCCAUUCUGUUCUUUCCCAUAGUAUGGGAGGCUGUUCCCUCCACCCCCGGUGCCCAGAGUGGCACUAAGACUAGGUGAGAUCUUGUGCUUUACCUGGUUGCUGCAGAAAGAGGAGGGCUCCAUGCAGGAACAGCUCCUCAUCUCCUUAAGUCCCUCACCUGCCCACAUCUUGCCAAUUGCUACAAAAGCUGCCUCUGGCUUUGUCUUCUAGCUGCUACCCAGUUGAAAGUCCCACGUCUGCAGCUUGAUCUGUAAUGUGGGCACUUUACAGUGCAUUCAGGGUUCUUUUAGGCCCAUACAAUAAGGACCAUCUGCUCGGGGGGGAGGCACAGAUCAAGUAUAUGCAGGGAGGGCCCCCAAUGAGCAAACUCUUCAAAUUUCUAGCACUGUGACUGCAUUUGAAGCAAGCCCUCGUCAAGCCUGUCAUGGCAGCUGAUAAGCCUGCCGAACAGGGAGGAGGUGUGUCCAAAGCCAGGUCUGGAGCUGGGUUCUGGGAUUUUCUGGGAGCCGUGUCUGCCUGUAGGAAUCCAGGAAGUAGAAGAGAAUCACCACAGGACUGUUUGGAGGCCAGCUUCCCUGAACUGCAGCCUGGUAGUAUGGCCCGACAUCCCCCUCACCCUAGGAUUCUGGCUCUUCCUCUCUCACUUUUCUAUACUCCCCGCUCUGACCAGGGGGAUAAAAUGGGUACUGACGUUGAUGACUAUCAGGGUAAACAUGGAACCAGAAAUUUCUCUGUAAUCUGCUAUGAAGGAAAAUGACAAGUGAAGAAAUAAAGGUGUACUACAUUUUGAAA